This is a messenger RNA of Microdochium trichocladiopsis, 2661 nucleotides long. RefSeq lists its product as uncharacterized. The transcript has 4 exons. Gene Ontology annotation, biological process: proteolysis. The record is from RefSeq and is a predicted model, not a curated record. The coding region runs from base 53 to 2599 and encodes 848 amino acids. Gene Ontology annotation, molecular function: cysteine-type peptidase activity. NCBI's taxonomy places the organism in Eukaryota, Fungi, Ascomycota, Sordariomycetes, Xylariales, Microdochiaceae.
AGCCUUGCGCCUCGUGCUCCGACGCUUGGUCGCUGCUGAGAACCUCGCUUCAAUGUUCAGUGGGAGCCUGUGCCAGGAUUACAAUGGGGGCGAUGGUCAGCUGGCCUCCACGAGAGCCUCCAUGGUUGAGUUCGAGGGUGUGCCAAAGACUCCCAGCCACGUCUUGAGGCCAUCGACUCCGGCAUCGUCCCCAGCCCUCGACAGUCACGAGGCGAACGACCAGAUCUUGUCCUCAGACAUUUUUUUCGGCCCUGACUUCUCUGAUGAGCAGCCGAGACCCACAAUCGAGACAACGGAGUCCUCGUUCCUCGACGUGACAAACUUGCAGGAUCUCUCUCUGGGUGCCGCCUCAGGGGAGCUCGAGGUCAUGAGCCUAUGUGACAAUGAGGAUCUCGAAAUCGCAGCUGCCAGCGCUGCCCAGCGCCUCAAAGCUUCGUCAGGAAAGACGACUUGUCAGAAGCCCCCAGCCUCCACCCCGGAGCCCGGACAUUUGCCAACUCCGGACGCAACACCAAAGAGCGAUGACGUCUCAGCUGAGCUGGCCCAGUCUGAUAGCAAAACGGAUCCGGUCGAGGUCGUCAGUCUAGGCGACGAUGAGGAUCUCGAAACUGCUGCUGCCAGCGCUACUCAGCAUCCCAAAGCUGGAGCGUCAGGAAAGACGGUUUAUCAGAAGCCUUCAGUGUCCGAUCCAGAGCCGGAAGAUGUGCCAACUUCGGACGCAACACCAAAGAGCGAUGAAGUCUCAGCUGAGCUGGCCCAGUCUGAUAGCAAAACGGAUCCGGUCGAGGUCGUCAGUCUAUGCGACGAUGAGAAUCUCGAAACUGCUGCUGCCAGCGCUGCUCAGCAUCCGAAAGCUGGAGCGUCGGGAAAGACGACCGGCCAGACGCUCAAGGUUCCUGCCCUAGGUCCUGAAUCCUCGCCAACCCCAGACACAACACCGAACCCGGACCCAACACCAAGCAAGAACCCCAAAACACGAAAGUCAUUACCUCAAAAUGGACAAUCGACCGAGAAGCCCACCGCGAGGGAUGGAGACUUGACCUAUCUUCACGACGAGGACUUUGCGAAGGAGAUGCACGCACGCGUGAAGUAUCUCUCUGCACGAGCACAGCCUCCUUCCUCGUACAGCGCGAUUUUGUCUUCACUUACGGAGCACGACCAUGCGCCGACGAGGUCGUGGACUGAUGGACAAGCCUGGAGCCGCGUGCUCGAGAACUCACUCAAUGACCGUCGUCGAUCUACGAUCUACCACGUCCUAGCCGCCAUUGCGUUCUUGAGGUGGUACGAGGUGCAGCAGAGUCUUGAGUGCGAAAGAGUUGGAUGCAAGCCGCAAGAGGCUGGAACGAGAGUGUUGUCUCGGCUUUCGGAAUCGGGCCCGCAGCUGUCAGAUGACCUGCGCAAAAGGUGGAACACACAUCUUACACGCGGGCGGAAGUGGGACAAGCUUUGCAAUAAGUUUGGGCUAGGCACUCUCCUUGCAGAUGCUUGGUCAUUCGGGAAGCAAACCAACAAGGCUCUGGAAGAAUCCAUUGCCCGGAUUGAAGGAAGCGCAAUGAAGCAGGCCAUUCUCAAGGCAGCGGAAGUCGAACUCCGUGAUCUCAUCAGCCGGGGCCAGACAGAUAACAAACGAUUCGGGGAGGCUCUUGCGAAGCUUGGCUUCACAUUCAACAAAGAGACGAAGUCGGAGUCACUCUCAGAGAAGAUCACUAGGCUGCGAGAACCGCUUGGCAAAGUCUCCAAAUCCGGCACAGUCUUUCUUGGGGACUUCCAUUUUGAGGCUGAGUGUGUCAGCAGAUUGAACACCGGCACGUGGUUCAAUCAAGAUCUGGUUCUCUUGGCGAUGCACCUCGCGGACAAGUUGUCCAAUGUCCGCGUCGGUUUCUCGAUUCCAAUUCAUGGAGGUGGAGGCAAAGCCUUGGCCAAACCAUUCGAGAGAGCCGCCAAGCAGGUGCAACAAUGGACUGAGGAGGGGCAAGAUUGCAUCGGCUUCUUCCCUCUCUUCUUGAACGACAACCACUUCACUCUUCUCGAAAUCGACGCGAAGAAGAGCAAGAUCUUCCACUACGACUCCAUGAACCUGGCAAACGAAGACGUCAAGAAUGCCUGUCGAGCACAGUUCAGGGAUUACAUGUUCCACGCACAAACUGGUUUCAUCCAGAACGAUAGUUCCAGCUGCGGCCCUCUGGUAGUUGAAACCGCCCGCCUGAGGAUGCUUGGAAUGCCAGUCCCAUCACAAAAACAAGGUCCAGGUGCCGAGGAGUUGAGAGUCACAAUCUGUGAGACUAUCACUAGGGCACUGCACAGCAAUAUCUUCAAGGCAGUGAAGUCAUCAAAAAGAAAAUCCGAGGCCAACCCGACAGAGACGCCGAAGAAGAAGUCCUUGGAGGGGAGUACGAACAAACGAAAAGCCGAGGUCGAACCGACAGAGACGCCGAAGAAGAAGUCCUUGAGGGGGAGUACGAACAAACGAAAAGCCGAGGCCGAACCGACAGAGACGCCGCCGAAGAAGUCCUUGAGGAGGAGUACGAACAAACGAAAAGCCGAGACCGAACCGACAGAGACGCCGAAGAGGUCCUUGAGACGGAGUAUGAGAAUUUGAACAGACCUGUCUAAGUACAUGAUGUAUAUAUAGCAACUUAAUCUUGAACACACGUUUGCAAC